ACCGGAACGAGUUCUCACCACACCUACCUUGGCGUUCAGGAGUGACAUUUGAAUGACAUCUAGUGUCAAAUUGUUGAAACGGCAUAUUCGUCUUCUUAUUUUUUACUUAUCAAUAACAAAAUAUUUCGGUCCAGGCGAAAUAACCUGGUAUUGUAAUAUUUAACAAGCAGCCAGAUGAGUUCUGAAGUCAGAGCAUGUGAACCUUUGACUGAUCAACAUUUCUCGACCUUCUCAAAAUGGAUGGAUGUGAUGCCCAUCAUGACAUUCCAUACCUCAGUGGCAGCCUCUAGCGGACAUGUCCCAUCGUGACAAACUACGCCCAGUUAAAUCCAGGGGGAUGAAGUCAACCUUUACCCCAAGAUCCGCCAUUUCAGCCCCUGAGUUUCACGUUGCAAAUUACUUCAGAUUUAAUUUAAAACGCCUUGAUAAAUAAAUUAUAUAGUUCUGGUUGCAACAAUUAAUUCUUAAGGGGGGACAGUAAUUGUUUUGUGGUAGUCGGUUACAUUUAUAUACAUUAACGGUUUAAAGCGGUAUCGAUGCCGUGUCUUUUCCCGGAGCGUGUUCUUACAGUGAAACAAAGUUGUAUGAGUUGAAUCCUAGUUGUGGACAGGGAGAGGCAAGGGGAAGGCCUCGGAGUGGAUUUGCAGUAAUGGCCGGGAAUUUUGAUGCGGAGGAUCGUGCUAGCUGGUACUGGGGAAGGUUGAGCCGACAGGAGGCGGUUUUCCUCUUGCAGGGUCAGAGACAUGGCGUGUUUCUCGUCAGGGACUCUAUUACCAGUCCCGGGGACUACGUGCUAUCCGUCUCAGAGAACUCAAAAGUAUCACAUUAUAUAAUCAACAGCAUCAGCAACAACCGGCAAUCUGGAUCAGGUUUGGCCCCUCCGCGAUUCCGCAUCGGGGACCAGGAGUUUGACGCCCUGCCCAUCCUUCUGGAGUUCUACAAGAUCCACUACCUGGACACCACCACGCUGAUCGAGCCCAUCAGCAAGGCCAAGCACACUAGCUUUGUGAGCUGUGCCGCCACCGCCCCUCCCACUGCAUCGGGCAGCGCCCCGCAGGAGGCAGAGUUUGUUCGCGCCCUCUUCGACUUCCCCGGCAACGACGAGGAGGACCUGCCCUUCCGCAAGGGUGACGUGCUGCGUGUGCUGGAGAAGCCUGAGGAGCAGUGGUGGAACGCGGCUAACCAGGAGUGCCGCGCCGGCAUGAUCCCCGUACCCUAUGUGGAGAAGUACCGACCCGCCUCACCCGCCUCGCCCACCUCGGUGGCGGGAGGGCCGGCGGGUGUUGGGGGCUGCACUACAGAUGGAGCAGCACCCCAGUUGCCCCCGCCUCUGGGAGAGCCAGGCCAGUAUGCCCAGCCCAUGGUCAACACUCCCCUGCCCAACCUGCAGAACGGGCCCGUCUAUGCCCGCGCCAUUCAGAAAAGGGUGCCCAACGCCUACGACAAGACGGCCCUCGCCUUGGAGGUCGGAGACAUGGUGAAAGUGACCAAGAUCAACGUGAACGGCCAGUGGGAGGGCGAGUGCAAGGGCAAGCGCGGCCACUUUCCCUUUACGCAUGUCCGGCUGCUGGACCACCAACACUCCGAGGACGAGAGCUGAGACACACACACACACUUACACAGCCACACUCCUCACUUCACAUAAGUCCAAUCCAUUCGUCCUCUGUGAUUUUCACCUAUGAUCGAAAAUAACACAUGAUAUACGGACUGCAGUGGUCAGAAGUUGCAGCACAUUCGCUGUUGUUGCUAAUGUGUGUGAGAGAGAAUUUAUUUAUAUGAAGUUCUCACUCACACACACAGAAUAUAAUUUACACUUCUACCCCUGUAUUGAAGUCCUGAUACACUACACACACACAGCAGAGUUUACUCUCCCAUGUUUGGCAUGAAAUCGUCCUAUACACACGUAUUUGUCCGCACACACACACAUGCCCGCACACGGACCAGACGCUGGUGUAUAUGUGGUUUCUCUCACAGACUCAUGGAUCACCCUUUUGUAGUACAGGACAGUGAAUCUGGGACCUAGAAGAGAAGAGUGGCCAUACUGACUCCUGAUUGACUCCCUCUAGUGGAGAAAGACACUCACUGCGACUGAAACCGACCAUUGCUGCACUCCACAGAUAGGACAAGUUACCACAGGACACCCACCAACGGGGCCUUAACCAAGCCCCUCUGCUACAAACCCCACACUACGAAGUCCUCUUUUUGUACGGAAAUUAAAUGGAAAAUAUUAUGACAUAUGACACCAUUACAUACUAAAUAUAAUGUUAAAUGUUUUUUUGUGUGUUUCUUUUUACCCUGUGCAUGAUCAGACCAUCGCCGCCCUGUGUGAUCACUGACUUUCUGAAAUGCUAUGAUGACUGUGUCUUGUCUGGGGAGUAAGUGGAGACAUUCCUUAGGACUGUAAAGUAUGGGGCCUUUGUCCAGUCCACCUCAUUGUUGUGAGAGAUACAAUGGCCAAACAACAGCUUUGUAUAUAAAUAUACCAAGCAGAUAUUUGAACGCUCUCUCCUAACUUUGGUCUGCCCCGGUGUCCUCCUUUCCCAUCCUCUUGAUCUCCUCCUGUCUCAUUCAUUUAUAUGAUGGUCCGAUCCAUUUCCUCCCGGCCUCCCCCAUGUCAAAGACACUAGAUACACCUGCUGAGUAUGUGUUAUUGUAUACAAAGGCCUUUUUGGCAGGGGGAAAUGUGUCAACAUAUUUUAAAUGAUUCAGAACCUCACAUUGUCAUAAUCAACACAAAGCCACAGCGUUAAUCCUUUGGUCUCUCCGCUUGUUUCCCUCCCAUGUGGACUGUAACAAACACAGUACAUACACGUUUUUACAUGUACUAAAUUCAUUUCUGCUCGCUUAGUUUCAACUGGGAGCUCCGAGUUAGGUCUGGGUUGAGUUUGGUAAGGCACAGUGAAAGUGUUACAGUUUUUGUAACAGAAAACAAUAAUGAAUGUUUCUUAUUGGACAGGUUCAAGUAGUACCUCACAGUUUCAAAAUGUCUCUCUCCUCCCGACUGAACACAACCAUAGUCAUUUCCCUAGAGUCUCUCCCUUGGUGCCAAUCUGUCACCCUCACCCAGUACCUACCCUCUGGGCUCAGCUAUGACACACAAAGCCACUGACAUACCAGAUGCAUUGCAGGAUGCUAAACGUCAUCAUAUGCAGAUGACCACAUUGCUAAAGGACUGUGGGUGAAAGGCACAUAGUCACUGGCCAAUCAUAGUAACAUGGGUGGGUGUGUGGACCAAUCGUAGGCGUAUGGGAGCGUUUUAGGCCAAUUGUCAUUUAGGGAGAGCCUGUUGAUUUGUCCUCUCUACCUCGUGUCUGAAUUGUUUUAAUUUAUAUAGAUUUUUUCCCUUCAGACAUAUGAAAAAAAGCUGAUCUGAAGUGCCAUGCUCAGUUCAUCAGUAUUUUUGUGGAAAUGUUUUUUGUUUGUUUUAAGGAGCAAUUAUAGCCAAAACACUCUUUCCUUACUCCCUCAACUAUAUCCUGUGGUAUUUUGUAAAAUAUGUGCUGGGAAUUGGCCUGCUAGGUGCACAAGUUUCACAAGAGAGUAAGAACCCCCCCUUUCCUUCCAAGUCCAGUUCUAAUGAAGCUGCAAGGCUUUUUAAUAAUACUAAGUAAGAGUUAGACUAUUAACAAGCCCUAUGUAGAUGUUUGUUAAAGUUUACAUGAGGGCAACCUGCAUAACUUGCGUUGACUGCAGCGGGAUUGUAUUUAUGAGACAAUGAACAGUAAUGUCUAAUGGUUUUAUGCUCUGUUUGUGAUAUAAACUGAGUUCAGUGACGGAGUAGUAUGGCAAGAGGAUUAUUGAACUAUGACUUCUACAGAAAGCACCAGUGUUGCGUUCAGUAGGGUACAAUGUAGCAAAAUGUUUGCAAUGGGGGGAAUCCGUGUUCUUAUUGGUCAAGUUCAGGUAGUACCUCCCAGUUUCACUCUGUCAUAAUGUUUUCUCCCUACUGAACAAGACCAGGGUCACUGCUAGAACCAACAACCCUUGUCGCCCCUGUGUAAGAAUAUUUCAAAGCGUUUUGUGAAUUUGAAAUUAUGCAAUCUGUAAUUAGCAAUGACCGAGAAAGACUUGCACAAAUGAAUGAAUGUGACUGAAACUCAAACUGAAAAUGUGACAUUAAACUGCAAGACAGUU
Oncorhynchus kisutch (coho salmon) is the source of this 4134-nucleotide messenger RNA. Its product is annotated as adapter molecule crk-like. The coding region runs from base 650 to 1600 and encodes 316 amino acids. Gene Ontology annotation, biological process: cell migration; enzyme-linked receptor protein signaling pathway. Gene Ontology annotation, molecular function: signaling adaptor activity; receptor tyrosine kinase binding. Gene Ontology annotation, cellular component: cytoplasm. NCBI's taxonomy places the organism in Eukaryota, Metazoa, Chordata, Actinopteri, Salmoniformes, Salmonidae. The transcript has 3 exons. The record is from RefSeq and is a predicted model, not a curated record.